Anopheles marshallii is the source of this 447-nucleotide messenger RNA. It is a transcript of the gene Fis1, whose product is annotated as mitochondrial fission 1 protein. The record is from RefSeq and is a predicted model, not a curated record. NCBI's taxonomy places the organism in Eukaryota, Metazoa, Arthropoda, Insecta, Diptera, Culicidae. Gene Ontology annotation, cellular component: peroxisomal membrane; mitochondrial outer membrane. Gene Ontology annotation, molecular function: protein binding. The coding region runs from base 1 to 447 and encodes 148 amino acids. The transcript has 3 exons. Gene Ontology annotation, biological process: peroxisome fission; autophagy of mitochondrion; mitochondrial fission.
AUGGAGGAAAUAUUAAACGAUUCCGUCGUUACCGAUGAAUUGGAGAGAUUUGAGAAAAAAUACAACCAAGAGCGAAAGGAGGGUGCUGUUUCGACCACAACACAGUUCGAAUAUGCGUACUGCAUGGUGCGGAGUGACUUUGCCAGCGAUAUGAAAACGGGACUUGUGCUACUGGAGGAUCUGUUCGUAAAACAUCCGGAAGGGCGGCGCGAUUAUCUUUACUAUAUGGCAAUCGGGCAUACGCGACUAAAGGAAUACUCGGAGGCGCUGAAACACGCACAGGCUUUUUUGGAAAUUGAACCGAACAAUCAGCAGGUUAUAGCGCUGGAAGAUUUAAUCAAGAAACGUAUGGACAUCGAAGGGAUAAAGGGUGUAGCCAAGGCGACCGGUGCGGUACUCGUGGUCGGUGGCAUUUUAGGGUUAGGAUUGGCGCUGCUGAAGAAAUGA